Messenger RNA from Serendipita indica DSM 11827, 1962 nucleotides. Lineage: Eukaryota; Fungi; Basidiomycota; Agaricomycetes; Sebacinales; Serendipitaceae. The record is from the annotation of a GenBank genome assembly.
AUGGCCUGCUCCCGACAAAAUACAAAUGGCUCUCGUUUCCCCGGUCCCGUACAAAUCCACAUUGAGCAUCUCUUCCGGCUAUACCUCUUGCAUGUUCACGAGGCCGAUGGUUCACACCCACCGGAGCUAUCCCACCCAUCCAAAUCAGCUGCGGAUGGAGAUGCAAAGCAAGCUAGCUCUCCCAAGCCGAAUUCCGGAGAGGAGCACGGCCGGUACGCAGAAGACGACGGGGAGGAUGAAGAUGAAGACGACGAUGAAGACGACGAUCACGAUAUACACGCGGAUAUAGACGAACUGGAUAAGGAUGCACAUGUUGCUCUUGGUCAUGACGACGAAGGCUUGACGCCCGGCCUCGACGAGGUGUUGCCGCUCGCACAUGGUCGUGCGGGUGCGAGUGCAGAUUCGAUCAGCAGGAGAGUGAGGGCGACAGAAGAAGGCCGUCGUCGUAAAGGCUGGAUCGCGAGGCGGAUGGAAUAUGGGCUCGUGGACGUUGUGCUCAUCUGUUUCUCGCUGGUCAACCGGACGAGCUUUGAGAGUGUAUCCAAUGUCGACGACCCUGCGUCCAUCCCUCGACAAUAUCCAUCCCGCCCACUCAAGUCGAUCCAAACUCCAGAGCGCAAAGCAUCUAAACAGAGUAAUGCAACUGGAUCCCCGCCUCUCUCACCUACUUCGUCUUCCUCGACGCAUAACCGUGGCGGCGCUCGACGACCGAAAAUGGCAAGGUCAGCAACGACAAGCACGAUUGGAACAAAUACCGAAGAAGGUGGAGAAAGAAAAGUGGAUGGCACAAAUCCGGUACCGGGUUCGCCGACUCGGGGUAGGCAUGAGAAAGGAGGAGGAAACGUGAGUGGGAAUGAGAGUAGUGCAAGUGGCCAAAAAGUCAAAACGAAGAGGUCAUUCUCGAUUGGCUUACCUCGCGCCUUUCGACGACGAAGUGCGACUGGGACUUCCGCGCCUCCAGCCCCACCAUCGUCCUUUCACUCGCCGUCGACAGGUGCUGGAGGCGAAGCUUCCGGGUCAGUAUCGGGAGAUACCGCGAACGGUAGACAGCCAGCACCUUUGGCAGUCCAACCGUCUGGUUCUACAAACACAAACGUGAGGCCAACUGGACCGCCUCUACUCCGCUCCCUGUCCAAUGCUCCUGUGCUCCGUCGUGUACUGUCUGCACGGUCUUCAACGGCGAAUCACCCGCUGACUAUGUCUACUCUCCCACUUGCGGACGGCGACCACGCGCCACGUCUUGAAGAUGCCCCACAGGGCACGUUGACAGAACGUCGACCUUCGAUUGUACAUCGCAAGACGUCGGGAUCCGCAGACGACGCGGGUCAGGGGCGUAAACUCGAGGUUCACGUCCGGACAAAUUCGCAACCUACACCAACAUCCGCUACGGCCGUCGGAGAGAGAGGACUCGUAGCUACCCAAACGGCGGUCAUCGGAGAUGCACCGAGGAGGCAAAAUCCGGGCAAACAAAGGACGCGGUAUCGAGUAGAGGCGCCGAUCAACCGACGACGUCUUCACUUUUACGACCAAACGAUGGUUCGCGACGACAAACAACGGGGGAGUGCUGGACUCGGUAAUCCUGGGGGAGAACGAGUUCGACGAACGCGAAUCGAAGAGCCACCGCUCUCUCAGCGCCAUCGUGGGUCGGUGGUAGGGAGCAUGCAUUCCCAUGGCGGAUCUGGGUCCAAUGUUCAACUGUCUCAUCACGCUACUUUGACAGAAGGUGCUGGAGGGAGACAGUGGUCGCAGACAAUGUCCUACGACGAGGCCAAAUCACUCGCGAGGAGGAUUGGUGCAAGCGGGUAUAUCGAGUGUUCGGCGCUGACGCUCGUUAAUGUUGUCCAAGUCUUUGACGAGGUUGUGCGGAUUGCGGUCGAACGGCGAACUGCGUCUGCGUCGAGUCUCCAUCGACUUCGCGGACGUGGUCGUGCAAAACGGGGCGAAGAUUGCGUCGCAUUUUGA